This is a messenger RNA of Gossypium arboreum, 1114 nucleotides long. RefSeq names its product ras-related protein Rab11C-like. The transcript is spliced from 3 exons. NCBI's taxonomy places the organism in Eukaryota, Viridiplantae, Streptophyta, Magnoliopsida, Malvales, Malvaceae. Bases 194 to 844 code for a protein of 216 amino acids. Gene Ontology annotation, cellular component: endosome. Gene Ontology annotation, molecular function: GTPase activity; GTP binding. The record is from RefSeq and is a predicted model, not a curated record.
ACUAAUUCAAAAUUUAAUCCUUGCCCCGUUUCAAAAAAAAUCAAAAAUCAAAGCCCUCUCCCGGCUUGUACCUCUUUUUAUUUUCACAAUAUUAUCGAAUUUUCUUCCAUUUUUUGAAUUUUUUUCUCUUCUCGAUCUAUCCACAUACGGUUUGAGAGGGAAGAGAUAUAUAUAGACUAUCAGAUAGGACGAAAUGGCGCAUAGAGUAGAUCACGAGUACGAUUACCUUUUCAAGGUCGUGUUGAUCGGCGAUUCUGGAGUUGGAAAAUCGAAUAUUCUCUCUAGGUUCACGAGAAAUGAGUUUUGUUUGGAAUCUAAAUCCACUAUCGGCGUCGAGUUCGCUACGAGAACUGUCCAGGUGGAGGGAAAGACUGUCAAAGCACAGAUAUGGGAUACGGCUGGUCAAGAGAGGUAUCGAGCUAUCACUAGUGCUUACUACAGAGGGGCUGUUGGUGCACUUCUUGUCUAUGACAUAACCAAGAGGCAAACCUUUGAUAAUGUCCAGAGGUGGCUACGUGAAUUAAGGGACCAUGCGGAUUCCAACAUCGUCCUUAUGAUGGCUGGUAACAAGUCCGACUUGAACCAUCUUAGAUCCGUUUCCGAAGAAGACGGUCAUGCUCUGGCUGAGAAGGAAGGGCUUUCUUUCCUCGAAACAUCGGCAUUGGAAGCCACCAACAUUGAGAAAGCAUUCCAAACCAUAUUGAACGAGAUCUAUCAUAUUGUAAGCAAAAAGGCAUUGGCGGCACAGGAAGCCGCUGCUAGUGCCUCGAUUCCUGGUCAAGGAACCACUAUUAACGUGGGUGAUGAAUCGGGGAACACUAAGACAGCAUGCUGUUCUACUUAAAAAAAGGUAAUUGGUUAUAUCAUUUCUUGUACUUAAUUUUUACUUGAUUGUGAUAUUUUAAACAAAACCAUGUUGUUAGUAGCUUGGAAAGGUCUGCAUUUUUUUUUUUUGGUUAUUUUUUUAAAUUGACAUGUUUUCUUCAAAAGUGGAAGAUUGAAAGUUGCGUUUGGAAGUUGCUUUUAGGAAAAAAAAGAAAGGUUUAAUUUGUUUUAUUUGAUCAGUCACUAAAUUUAAUAAAAGUGUGCCUACUUUUAGUCGUGGUUAGGAGAA